AUCAACACUAUAGAACUCACAGCUUAAUGUUUAACAAUAAUUAACUGGAUCUUGUUCGGGUAUAUAAGAAUGGAAGCUGCAAUGCCCCUUCUCAGUUCUCACCAUCUGCGCCCACAUUUUAUUAUCUCAUCCCGAUCCAAAAAUGGAGAACAGAAGGUCGCCAUCAUCGGUAGCACUGGCGGUAGGGUUAUUGGCAAUGAUGUCGGCCGGCUUCCUCGUCGGGCAAUCCACGGCGGCUUCUUUCACCAUUUGCUACAGGAACUGCUUCCUUCUGUGCGCCAUUACCGGUAACUCUCUCGGCUCUUGCGCCGGAGACUGCUUGAAAGACUGCCUCCUCCAGCCGCCGUCCUCACUGCCGCCGAAACCUUCUUCUGUUUCGAAAAUGGGAGAAGAGAUGAAGAAACCCGCAUCCCAUCGCCAAAACUUGUACUUCUGCAAGCUCGGCUGUGCAUUCUCCCUCUGCUCCAACUUCAGCUCCCGCGCUACUGACCCUAGAGAAGAGAAAGUGGCGGCUUGUGUGGAUUCUUGCUCGACCAAGUGUACCGUCCGAGGUUAAUUUCUCCGACGUCGUCAUUUGAAUGAGUGGUUGGUUAAUGUUUCGAGAAUUUGAAGGUUGUUGAUUGUUUCGAGGGGUUAGAUAUGUUUCUUCAAACAAGAUUGAUCGAUCUAUGUAUUAAUUAAAGAUUGUAGUUCUCUGUAUUUCAAUUACAUGUUAGCUUCCAGUCUCUAGAAACCUGAUAUCGAACAAUCAUUUUUUCUUGUAAUGCUAAAUUUGGUGAU
Molecule: messenger RNA, 780 nt
Organism: Linum tenue
Lineage: Eukaryota; Viridiplantae; Streptophyta; Magnoliopsida; Malpighiales; Linaceae
Source: the annotation of a GenBank genome assembly